AUGAGCUUCUUUCACGCUGGCAAGAUUCGUGUAAUGUUGAUUGGCGGGGAAGGGAGGGAGCAUGCAAUCGUUUGGUCACUGAGCAAGUCCCCUAAGGUCGAUUUAAUCAUUUGUGCUCCUGGCAAUGGCGGUACGGCUCGCGGAUCAACCAAGAUUAAGAACUGCGACCCUGAUAUAAAGGCCACGGAUCUUACAGGACUGUUGGGGGUUGCUGAAACCCAUCGUGUGGAUCUCGUUGUUCCAUGUUCUGACUCAUCAAUCAUAUCCGGGGCAGUGGACUUCUUUGAAAUCCGGGGGUUUCGAGUUUUUGGACCUUCUAAGAAAGUAGCGAAGAUCGAAGGUUCCAAGAGGUGGGCGAAAGCCUUUAUGGAACGCCACAAGAUACCUACUGCAAGCUAUAAAAGCUUCUCAUCACCAUCUGAAGCUAGCUUGUUCCUGCAAAGCCAGCCAACAAGCAGACAUGUUGUGAAAGCAUCAGGUCUGGCAGCAGGAAAGGGUGUGUUUCUUUGUAACACGAAGGAGGAAGCCGAAGAUGCUGUUAACAAGUUCAUGGUUGAGCGUGUUUUCGGCGAAGCUGGAGAAGAAAUCGUCAUUGAGGAGUUCCUGGUUGGUCGUGAAUUGAGUGUCACCAUAAUCACGGAUGGAAAGGUAUGGAGGUUGUUCCCAGUCGGACAAGAUGCCCAGAGAAUAUAUGACGGAAACCUUGGACCUAAUACAGGCGAUCAUAAGUUCGUUGGGUUUAUCUGCACUGGAAUAAUGCAGGCUGUUGAUGGCCCAAAGCUCCUGGAAUAUAACGCCCGGUUUGGCGAUCCCGAGGCACAAGCCUUGUUUCCACUCUUAGACGAUGCCUCAGAUCUUGCAGAUAUAAUGAUAGCAUGUACCGAGGCGCAGCUGGAGCGAGUACACAUGGAGUUCCAGCCAAAGGCCGCCAUUUCGCUAGUAGUGGCCUCCAGUGGAUAUCCGGGGGCGUAUCGAGUAGGCGAGUUCAUCGACUUUGGAGCAUUGCCGCAAGAUGUGUUCGUCUUCCAUGCAGGCACCUCGUGGGCAGGAGAUCGCCUCGUGACUCAAGGUGGUAGGGUUUUGGCGGUGGUUUGCAUAGCCGAUUCCACAGAAGAAGCCAUCAAAGGAGCUUACAGCGGCGCCCGAGAGAUCAUUUUCAAGGGGAAAUAUCUAAGGACGGACAUCGGUCAAAUUCUCUCUUCGUGGUAA
This is a messenger RNA of Fusarium oxysporum Fo47, 1209 nucleotides long. RefSeq names its product phosphoribosylglycinamide synthetase. The transcript has 3 exons. Gene Ontology annotation, biological process: purine nucleobase biosynthetic process. Bases 1 to 1209 code for a protein of 402 amino acids. The record is from RefSeq and is a predicted model, not a curated record. Lineage: Eukaryota; Fungi; Ascomycota; Sordariomycetes; Hypocreales; Nectriaceae. Gene Ontology annotation, molecular function: phosphoribosylamine-glycine ligase activity; metal ion binding; ATP binding.